Molecule: messenger RNA, 800 nt
Organism: Emiliania huxleyi CCMP1516
Lineage: Eukaryota; Haptophyta; Isochrysidales; Noelaerhabdaceae
Exons: 4
Coding region: 50-601 (183 amino acids)
Source: RefSeq, a predicted model, not a curated record
GCGGGAGGCGGACCUGGAACGUCUUCUCGGGUCAGGGAAAGGCUCCAUCAUGGGCCCGCGCAAGACGGGCCUCACAAACUUCCAGCUCGACAAGCUGCUCGACUCAUACGGCGUCGCUGCGGCGGACCGAGGAAACAAGCAGGCCCGGCAGGAUCGCGCCAAGAGCCUGGUGGAGAACGAGCUCAACAGCCUGCGCGCGGAGCUGUCCGUCUACUCCGCCCCCACCGUCGUGCCGGCCGUGAGCACCGGCGCUGAGGGCGAGGCCGCGAGCCUGAUAUCGGCGAGCGGCGGCGGCGCGCUGCCUGCCGCCUCCCUCGUGGCCGGGGUGCUCGGUCCUGCGACCAACUCCGCACCCGCGGCCUCGGAGAGCUUCUUGCCGGUGGCGGCCGCUGAGGUCACCUCGCCCGGGCUGCUCGCGGCUGCGGCGGCCUCCGCCUUUGCCGAGACCGCCAACCACCUCCACAACCUCGCACAAGCGGCGAACACCCUCCCGACGACCGUCUCCGACACGGCGUCGCAUGCCCUGCCCCCCUCGCUGCCGGGCGCGUUUGCCGCAGGCGCGUUCGCCACGAGUGGCGUGGGACCCUGGGCGGGCGACUGAGCUACGGCUCGGCAGCUACGAAACGGUGCGUGCACGUGGGGCUUCGAGUGCCUUCAGCGCCUUAGGGUGUGAGGGCGGUGGGUCAGAUGAGAGCGAGGAGGGUUUAGGUCGGGUAGCAUGUGGGGGGUUGGCCGCGAGGCUGGGGAGUGCCCGCUGUGCCCGGUGGUCGAAUAGUCAAUAGAAAUUCUGAUAGUGGACA